Molecule: messenger RNA, 9723 nt
Organism: Zootoca vivipara (common lizard)
Lineage: Eukaryota; Metazoa; Chordata; Lepidosauria; Squamata; Lacertidae
Gene: SPOCK1
Product: SPARC (osteonectin), cwcv and kazal like domains proteoglycan 1
Biological process (GO): anatomical structure development
Molecular function (GO): collagen binding; calcium ion binding; protein binding
Source: RefSeq, a predicted model, not a curated record
GGAACGGCGGCGCAAAGCGAGGCGGAACGGGUGGCAGCGCGCGGAGAACGGCAAAGCCCUCUGACCGAAGAUGCAUAGGAUAUUGGCCAUAGUUGUUUGGUGUUUUCUGCAAGUGGAAGGCAGGCAUCCAGAAAUCAUCCCUGGGAGCAGCAACAAUGGCAAUUUCUUGGACAAUGACAAAUGGCUGAGCACUGUUUCCCAAUAUGACAAAGAUAAAUAUUGGAAUAAGUUCAGAGAUGAUGAUUAUUUCAGAAACUGGAACCCAAACAAGCCUUUUGAUCAAGCUCUUGAUCCUUCCAAAGACCCAUGUUUGAAGGUAAAGUGCAGCCCACAUAAAGUGUGUGUCACUCAUGACUACGAGACAGCCAUUUGUGUAAGUCGCAAACAACUGGUACACAGCCUUCGGCAAAAGAAAGGAAACCUUCCCCAGAGACACUGGAAUGGACCAGCUAAUUUAGUAAAAUGCAAGCCAUGCCCUCUGAUGCAUGCCAGUGCGGUUUGUGGCUCCGAUGGACAUACUUACACAACCAAGUGCAAGUUGGAGUUUCAUGCCUGCACAUCUGGCAAAAACAUUGCAGCUCGCUGUGAAGGGCCUUGCCCAUGCCUUCCAGGACAGGAAAGUCUAAAGCACAAGGCUGAGAAAACUGCAGCUUGCACAGACAAGGAGCUGAGGACCCUUGCAUCCCGCCUAAAAGACUGGUUUGGUGCUCUUCAUGAAGAUGCAAAUCGUGUCAUCAAGCCAACCAGCUCGGAUUCAGCACAAGGCAGAUUUGACACUAGCAUAUUACCAAUCUGCAAGGAUUCGUUGGGCUGGAUGUUCAACAAACUGGAUAUGAACUAUGACCUUCUCCUCGAUCACUCAGAGAUCAAUGCCAUUUAUCUUGAUAAAUAUGAGCCAUGCAUUAAACCGCUCUUCAACUCCUGUGACUCCUUCAAAGAUGGAAAGCUUUCAAACAACGAAUGGUGCUACUGCUUUCAGAAGCCUGGAGGUCUCCCUUGCCAGAAUGAGAUGAACAGAAUUCAAAAGCUGGGCAAGGGGAAGAGCCUGAUGGGAACUUUCAUUCCACGGUGCAAUGAAGAAGGAUAUUACAAAGCAACUCAGUGUCAUGGAAGUACUGGGCAAUGUUGGUGUGUUGAUAAGUAUGGAAAUGAGAUAGCCGGCUCAAGGAAGCAAGGGACUGUUAGCUGUGAAGAGGAGCAAGAAACCUCAGGGGAUUUCGGGAGUGGUGGAUCAGUGAUAUUAUUGGAUGAUCUGGAAGAGGAACAUGAAGCAGCAAAAAAGGACCAAGAAGGGAAACAGAAGAUCCAUGUAAGAGCAGCUAAUGAUGAUGAUGAAGACGAAGAUGACGACAAGGAGGAUGAAAUUGGCUAUAUAUGGUAGUUCCCAUAACUCUGAGGACUCAUGUUUUGCACAAUAUCACAAGUCAUUUCGUAUCUCUGCAAUGGUAACUGAGACAUCAGGCAUUGCAUAUGGAGCUCAAUCUAAACCCGUUUGGGCAUUCCAAUAUGCACACAGGUAUCCCUUACAAUUGAGCUUCCCUUUCACUUUACUGCUGGGCAUGACUCCACAAGCACAAUGGAGAUGAGCAUGCAGAGCUGAACCUGACAUUGAAGUGAAAUGGGAAGACCUUUCACAUGUGGGAGCUCCUUGCACAUGUGGGACUUGGCACACUCAUGUCCAUUGGAGCUCUUUUAGCCAGCAAACUGCUGGAUGGAAGCAAUUAUCUCUCCACUCAAUUUAAUUUAGUACACUGUGUUUAAUUUGGAAGACAGCUUUCCCACCUGACUAGCUAUUUUCUGGCAUAAUUGUAAGCAUUGUUCUAUUUCACUGACAUGGUGACUUUCAUAGCUUAAUCUGCUCACAUGCGUCUUUUAUAAAAAUGGAAUAUGGAACAUAGCAAGAGGGUCAGCACAUCCAAGCACUGGGCUCCUCUGAUGUUACCAGAACUGAAGUUUUCAAUUACUUGAUCUUUUUUAAUUGUGCCAUUUGUUGUUACUACUGUGGUUUUGCUACUUUAAUGUUAAAAGCAGGUAGGUUUGGGGUUUUUUCUGUGUCACCAUCUGGAACUUGUUUGAAAAUAUCAAAAUCGCCUUAACAGUCUGGUUUGUUCAGCCACUGGCUUUAAGUCAGAAAUAAUUGCAUUUUAGUUCCUCCUCAUUUUUCUUUAACAUGGUUGGCAGAACCACUGUCUUAUUUUAGCAGAACUCAAUGAAAGUUCUCCCCCGCACCAGUAGUGCAGGAUAAGAUCUCAGAUGACCAUUUACCAAAAUUAGUUCACUUUAAGUUAAGCAUCAUGAUCUUGAUGAUUGGUAUAGUAUAUGCACGCAACUUUUAGCAAACGAAACAAGCCUGGAAUGGCCUUUCAAAACAUGCGAAAAAGGAAUGCUUUGCAAAGGCAUUUCUUUACAAUCGUUUUUUGCAGGCUUGCAAGUCUUGGAUUUUGCUUUGAUCAAGUUUGCACUAAUGCUAUGCAAGCUGCCUCUGCUUCCUGGAUAGCAUACCACUGGUUUUGCUGAAAACACUUUUUCUUCAUUUACUCUAAAUGAAUCCUCAUUUGGAAGUGCUGAAGCUGUCAGAGGCACUAACCAUCAGAGUAAUAAGCUGUCUUCCCUUUAUUUUAAAUUGUUGAUAUUUGCUCAGUUUUAAAAAAGAAAACAUCUUUAGGCAGUUGCGUUUCUGGUUAAUAUGACAUGUAAUACGUACACAUAUGAACCAGCAGAAAAUGUAAUUAAAAUAUUCCACAUACUUAUAUCUCCAUAGCAGCAUCUCAUUGUUCCCCAUUGCCAUUCAGUGUGGGGAAAUGAAUUUGCCAUUGCAGACCUUUUAUUAUGUUAGCUGUCCAUGCAAGGACAAAACAUGAUGAGCAUCUAUGAUUGGUUGGGAGGGGAAAGAUAGAUUUAUAACAAGCCCCAUCUUUUUCUCAUUAAAUGGAAGGAAAUAAAUGCCAGAUAGGUCUUAAAUUCUGCAAACACUAAGGACCAUACCACUUUUGUUGAUCAGGGCAAUUAUAGUGCUGUUAUACCAGAAAUGAACAUGGCCUGUACACUUAAAGAAAGCUUAUAUUUCUGUGAGAAAGUGCUAAUUUUUUAGUGUGAAUUUCUAUACAGUUUUCAGGCGGCUGCACAAUGGCAUCUAUCCUCAGACUAUUGUUUGCUGUGUGUGAUACUCUUGUUUGUUUAUGCCUUUUGCUUCUGGUGUGCUGAAGUCUGGGGUUGCUGUUUUUUAACAAUUCAUUUUAACACAAGGUCUGGUUUGUUAAUGGACCCUUCAAAAAUAGUAAUGCCAAAUGUCAUUAUGUUAAUAUUGCAUUUAAGUUUGUUUUAAUAUUCCCAACAAGUGCAGCCUAAAUUCACUGGCUUUGUGAAAUUACGAUAAUAUCCAGCUGAGAAGUUACCUCCCAGAUAUACAGCCUUAGCCUGAAACCCUGAGCUCAAUGGAUUCCAGUAAUUAAAUAAGCUGGUUGUCCUUUGACUUUUAAAAAUGCCACUGCUACAAUCCAGAAAUGUACAUCAUACACACUUAAAAACUCUGUAGUUCCACUGAAGAAAAUCCACACAAUUGCUUUGGCCUUUCUGUCUUCUUUAGCCAUAGUGAUGCAAAUUGUGUCCUGUGCUGUUGUGCUUAAGGUAGGAUCCAAUGCCUGGUGAAUGAAGCCAUUGGGCUCUGCCCUAAUUGCCAGUUGACCUCUAUCCCAAUCCUCGUCGAGGAAUGCACUGUCCAUUCCUUGCUAUUAUAAAAGGACAUAGGCAAGGGGACUGUGGAUGCUCUGCUCUUCCUCAACUUUGCCCAUCUCCAAGUAAAGCCAUGUAGCUAUCCUUAAUAGGCCAUCUACAACACACUAAGGGGUAGGGGGCAGCUGCUGGUAUACAACCACUCCACUCCUGUGAGUUACCAGGUUCACAAAGGACCUCAGAGUAUCAGCUAAUGACAUUGUUAUCCAGAGCUCACACUUGAAAGUAAGUUACAUGAGAUUAAUGGGGCUUUCUUCCACAUAAAAGUGAUGUUAACCACUAAAUGUUUUAAGAAUAUGGGUUUUGUGGGGUGCACUAUUAAGCUGUUUUUGGACACUGGCUGGACUAGUAUACAAUAAAAGUCAUCUACUGUAAUAAUGUCCAAUCAGAAGCUGCAACAUAGCUAUAAUUUUCACCAUACUGCUUACCUACUUAAUUUAAUAAAACCUGCAGAAGUCAAAUUCACUGUGUUUGCAGAGAAGUGCUAUUAUCUUUUAUAUACUUACGAUAAAGUUUCAAUUUAGCCUUUGUUCUUGCUACGCACACAGAGAAGCUUGAAUGCAGCUGCUUUCUGGUGAAGUCCAUCAUUGCUGGUGUGUGUGUAAAUAUUGAAACCACACGGGUGAGGCCACUCACAUGGGUCUUUCCCAACUGAUCUGCCUUCUUCAGCUCCAAAUCAUAGCCAAGUCCUAUUGAAAUCAAUAAAAAAAGACUUUAGCCAUACCAUACCUAACCUACUGAUUUCAACAGGAUACAGUAGAAGUUUAAUUUCUGGAGCAGGGACAUUUUAUUUAUGUGAGUAAACAAAACAACCCUGCAGAUUAAAUCUUAAAGUCAGUUGUGGUAUUAAUGAUGUAAUUCAUCUCAUUACACAUAAACACACACAAAACCCCAUAAUCCCUGUCUCCUCUAAUGUUGCUUCUUUAGCACAAAUGCUUAAUUGCUGGGCUCAUUGUCUUAAACACUAUGGCUUUUGUUUAUAUGGGGUUUGUAUGUAUAAAAAUUAACCAACACAAAGUGUGUUGUUUUUUCUUUUAAGAAUCAUUUCAAAUUCUUUCCCAGCAAUUCCCCCCUCCCAAGCAAACCCAUGAUAAUACCGAUUACUUCAUACUUAUUGCUAUAGAAUUCAUUAACAAAAGUGAAAACGGGCAAUGUCCUUAGAUUCAAUAAUCUUCCUGAGAGUUAGUACAUUUAAAAAUAAGCUGUUAAAGAUGAAUCAAACUCAGUUUUGUCUGCAGACUAUAAUCAUUCUCUAAAAUUCUAGCUAUUUGAUUUCCUGUUUGUCUGGAGAGAAAAUAUUAAAAUCAGAAAAGGGUGAAGGACAAAACUUCCAUUUAUUAUUGUAACUAAAGGUGGAAAACCUGAAGAAGCAGCACCCUACAAUUUUGUCAGAUUCUCAAUAGCAUUUGAAGGAAAAAUGAAUCCUUUGUAGUAAAGCCCUUAGCAAAAUACUAGAGCAAUGCCAGAGAAGCAGAAUGAAGUGGUGCCUUCAGAGGCAAUGAAAAGUUGCAGUGUCAUCUAUUUCAUGAUGCCUCAGCUUCACCGUCUGUUGAACCAUUUGUCCCCCCCGUUGCCCAUGUAAGAUUCAGGAACUAGGAAAAGAUGGCAAAGCUACCAAGCAAGUCGCACAAGCUUUUUUGUUCCAUUCUGCAACAGUGCAGAACUAACACAAUCCAAAGCCACGACAGAUUCUCUUGAGUUCUCUAUCAAGACACAGGAUAAAUGCUGUCAUUCAUUUCUCAUUACAUUUUCCGGGGGAGAAAUAAUAAAUGUACCUACAAUAUUGGCUUACCAAGACAUUAAUAGGUCUCCUGUCCUCACCUCCAUGAAAAUUACUUUGUUUAUAACUUCUAAUGGCUUUAACCUCUACCAGAUAAAAUAUAAUGAUUAAUUUCUGCUAUGCCAUAUAGCAAGAACAUACCGUGUUUCUCAUAUUAUAAGACACGUCUUAUAUUUAUUUUUUCCUCAAAAAAAACACUAUGGCUGAUUUUCAAGGGAUGUCUUAUUUUUUUCCUCCUCUUCCUGCCGCAGCCGGCAUUGCUGCUGCGCCUAUCACUAUGUCUUAUUUUCGGGGUAUGGCUUAUAUUCCUUGAAUGCUUAAAAAUCCUGCUAUGGCUUAUUUUAUGGGUAUGUCUUAAAAUAUGAGAAACAGGGUACAAUAGGCUUUUUUAUACAAUAGUAUAUAUAAUUUUGAUACAGUGGUAUGAGUCAGCAGCAGGCUCAAUCAACAACAGUCUGGACCCAGCCUUAUUGUGGAUUUGUCUCGGGAAGUGCAGCUUUCCAUCUCUGUUUCAUUUAAAUCAUAUUUUUUUUAAGAUCAGUAAGCUACAUACAAUUAGCUACUAAACUUAGUGGCAGCUCCACAUACUAAACUGCAAAGACUGCAUGAAUUUUCAUAUCAACUGACUUGAUCCUUUUAAUUCUAGUCAGAGUAUAUAUUGCAGCCAGCAAAGGUGACCCAUGCAUAGAAUCCAGCUUCCACCUUUUUUGGAUGUCAUUACAUGUACAGUAUACAUAAUGAUGGAGCAUGAGAAAGUAAAAAGCACACAGAAAAGCCAAUGCCAAAUUUGCAAGACACUGUGAAGCACAGAGGUAGCCAAUGUAGUGCCCCCCCUCCAGCUGUUGCUGGACUCUAUCUCCCAUCAACCCUAGCCAGCAUGGCCAAUGGUUGGGAACGAUGGGAAUUCCACCCAGCAUAUAUCUCUCCCAAGCUCAUCAGAUUCACCAGUUCCCUCACAGCAAAAGCAGUAAAAUUAAAUAGCUAUGCACAUUUAUGAAGGGCUAUGCUCUCCUAUCCAAACAUGAAUAACCUUAAUGUUACUUCAAGAUGUUCUUGACGUUUAUCUGAACAGAAAACAAGGCACAGCAUAUCUAUUUGAGCUCAGAGGCUGGGGGAAUAUUGUUUUUCAAUAUACAUUUGUAUUAGUCACUGUUUAAAAGUAAUGCAGGAAUCUAGUUUAAAGGAAAGUAGAAAAGGUGGUUAACAUGGGGGAGGAUGUUCACUUUCAGUUUGGCAACCCCAGCUUCCUUAAUCCUUCCCCAGUUCAGUAGCUUGCACUGCUGAACCAAAAAUAAAAUGUUAAAAACUCAAGUGCAGAUGUGGCUCUCACCUUAACAUUAUUUGGGAACAUGAAUUAGGCAUGCCAUAUCAUUACCAACUGGUGCUUGAACUGUGGAAUACAUACCAUGGUUCAUCCUUACUACUUCUGGUGAAGUAUGCAUUUCCACUUCUCAAUAUUAGUAAUAUAAAAUGUGAAUUCAAAGGGUUUACUUUUCCACCAGUGAGAAGGGUCAUAAGAAACCAAAUGUAACAUAAUCUAAUACAUUAUGGAUCAGAGCAGAGAUUUACUUCAUCUAAAUCAGUGGCAUUCAAUAUGUGCAUUUGAUUACAGAAUGUGGCCAUAGUCAGCUCAUGCUGUAUACUCUUGCAUGAUAUUUGCCUUCAUCUGAUAAGUUAGGCUGAGAGCUUUGCACAACGUAAGUGGAAAAGCUCAAGUGCUUAUUGAAAAAGACUCCUAAAAUCAAUGCCAAGCAAAUGGUUGCAUAUUUCUACACAUCAGAAACAUCAUUUAGAACAGCAUCUUCAUUCUUUAUGUUAGGGUGGAUGGUUUUGACCAUUUUUGCAAACUACAACUCAAAAUAGUGUUGUUGUUUUUUCAGUCAAUCACCAUGCAAUAAACUUACUUUGUUAGCUCAACAAAGCAUCCAGUCAGUCUGCAAUUCAGCAUACAUUAAUCACAACAGUGUAAUCCAAUGUUGUAGAAGCAGCAAGACUUCCCCUUCCUCUCCUCCCACACCCAUGCUCCCCCAAAAUCUGCUCCAAAGGGAGAUGGAGGUGCGUAUGAUUUUAUGCUGUGAACCACCCUGAGAUCUACAGGUAUAGGGCAGAAUACAAAUUUAAAAAAUAACAACAACAGGAGGUGACUAUAGAAUGGAAGGAGCAAAAGUUGAAAUCCUAUUGUGCAAGUGAACAUCUGUUGGAGUCAAUCCAGUAUCUUUUCAAGGAUUACUAAAUGCCUUGAGUACUUAUUUGAAUACAUGCUGAAUCAUUUACAGUUCUUCACAGCCCACUGAAAAGGGACAGGUCUCACAACUAUCCAUGAUUCAGGGGCAUGUCAGGCUUCGUGGAAAUCUAUGUAUUCUUCAGAUCGUAACGUCCCUUAAUUUUCCCCCAGCGCAGCUCCAAUUCACCUCUAGCACACACCCUUUUCAGCCCUACGGAUCAGUAACAUCAGUGGAGCAAGUAUCAUGGAAGUUUCUGCAAUGGCAGGGAGGGUGCAUCCAAUAUCAGUUCUCCCAAAGAAAACAAACAACCCUCGCCAUAAUUAUGCCUGUUGGUUUUCUGGAAAUGCCAAUAUAACAAAAAGGUUGAUUUGAAAACAAAUCUUGAUAAUUCAAUGGAAUUAUUUUAAAAACCUGUAAACCAGAAUAUCAACAACACUGGUUAUCUUUGUCAAAUUCUUGGCCCAUAUUUGUUCAUAAUUAAUACAAGAGUCAACAUGGUUGGUGCAAGUAUCAUUAUGUAUUCAUGUUUCAGAGUUCUUCUCACUUUCUCUCCACCCCAUUUCACAGCAUGCCUCAAGAAAAAAAGUGAUACUCCAGAUCAUUAAAAUGUUAAAGAAAUAAGGCCUUUAAUGCAGUAUACAGUAGAGCCACAGGCUCUUCUAUCCCACAGCAGAAUUACCUAUUCUAUUUCUCCCUUAUGAUAAUCUAAAGCUUUUAACUUGCCUACAGCUUGACUUAAUUUCUGAUUCCAUUGGAAGCUAAAAUACUGCAUUUCCUUCAAAUUACUGACCUUCCAAAAAGUUAUGAGCAAUGAAAAAAAAAGCCUCCAACACCAAAAAGAACAAGGCUACUCGGCAGUUUUCAAGCCAAUCAUUCCCUGUAUUUAAAUGACUUUCAAGGAAGUAAGCUUUGAGGGAUGUAUCCUAUUCUUUUCUCAUGAUACUUUACAAAAAAAAUAAAUAUUUUGGAGCCUUGUUGGGUUUUUGUACUGCGCUUCAGUGUGUUCUUUUUACAGAUUUCACAAAAGGUAACAUCUGUUCACUUCUAGCCUCCAUUGUGCUUUGCAUUCUUUCACACCUGAUUUAAAACUACAUUGUGUCCGCAAUCCAGCACAGAAUUAGGUGAGAUAAACCCACUGAUUUCAGUGGAGUUAAAAGAUAGCUAAGGGGCAAUUCUAUGCACACUAGAAUAUGUUGCAUUGAUUUAAACAUACAUAGGAUCAAACCUGCACCUCUGUGUUGAAUUGUUGCCUAUGAGUUUAUGUUAAUAUGUAACGGUACUUCACAUUCAACAGUCGUACAAGAAGUAACACAAUCUGCUAGUCAAUACUUUAAUAUUAGAAACUUCAUACCAUUUUCUCCAGGUAGCAAAUGACAUAAACAUCUUAACUUUGGCUGGCUGGUGUUCUAAGUCACACUGAUGUUAGUUAAUGGCAUUGUUAAGCAUGUGGUUAAUUUUCUCCCACUAAAAUCAAUGGGAACUCAUUAAAUUUGGCCGGAUUGUGUCCACUAAAUCUAGGGUCAUUAUUUGCAACAGACCACCAGAACUCCCAGUAUUUGACUCUCUUUUUUUCAUAGAAAUUUCAUGGCUUUUACAGCAGACUCUUCUUUCUGCCAUUCAGUUGUCUUUUAUUGCACAGACUGCUUUGUACUGUUAAUACAUAUCAAAGAGCCCUUUCUACAGUAGGUGGUAUUUGGUCUUUUUAUACUUUUCUCAAUGCUGCUGAUGUCCGUUACUGUUUAAUGUGUAGCGUUGUAAGGAGAGAUCCAGAUAUUAAGUGUUUAAGUUUUAUGUCCCUACUGUAGAUGGAAUGUACAAUAUCAUAGUUAAUUAGAGUAGCAUAGUAAAUUAUGAAUGCUUUUUUCCCCCCAUGAAGAUUUUAAAUGGAAUGUGAACAUGUUGCUGAUUUCCUUGGUUAAUUGUAAAUGCUGAAUUGUAGUACUAAGUAGUUGCAUUUUUGUCUGUCUCAAUAAAUUUUAAUUUGUC